AUGGAUUCUGAGAGUCCUUACCAGCAUCUGACUGAUUUUGUGUUGGCAUGUACUACCUUCAUUACUAGAGCAGGAACUGAUGAAUACAUUAAGCUUCGUUUAUUUCCUUUUUCCUUGAAGGAUAAAGCGAAGAUCUACUUUAAUUCUCUAAGGCCUAACUCUAUUUCUGAUUGGACUGACAUGCAACGUGAGUUCUUACAUAAUUUUUUUCCUUUUCAUAGAACUCAGUUCCUACAGGAGCAAAUCAAUCGGUUUAUGCAAAGAGGCGAUGAGACUUUCCAGGCUUGUUGGGAAAGAUUCAAAAAGCUUAUUAAUAUUUGUCCGCAUCAUGGGUUUGAGUCUUGGAGGCUGGUAAAUUAUUUCUAUACAGUCCUCACUCCUGAUUAUAAGCAGUUUGUUCAGACUAUGUGUAAGGGGGAGUUCUUUAGCAACGAACCAGAUGAGGCACUAGCAUUCUUUGAUUACUUAGCUGAAAGUGCACAACAGUGGAAUACACGAUCUGAUCGGGUACCAACGGCAGUACAACCUCUCAGGGCAAUUGGUGGUGGAGGUAGAUAUGAUGUAAAGGAGGAAACUGAUAUCCAGGCUCGUAUUGCUGCAUUAGCUAGGAGGGUAGAGUUUAUGGAGUUAGAGAAGGUGAAAGCAGCGAAAUCAGUUGAGGUGUGCUCUCUAUGCGCCGACUCUAGCCAUAAGGCCCAGGAUUGCCCGAUCAUGAUGGUAGUGCAGGAGAGUGGGUCUGAUCAUUUUCAGUCAGCAAAUUGGUUUCAGCAGCCUUCACAGUCCUUUGCACCACAGUCUCAGCACCCGUAUAAGCCACAUCCGAUUUCCCAGAACUACUCCCCUCCAGGGUUUCCAUCUAAUGUUACGCCCGUUCCACCAAAAAGGUCUCUUGAGGAUACUCUUCAGUAA
Malania oleifera is the source of this 909-nucleotide messenger RNA. RefSeq lists its product as uncharacterized. Lineage: Eukaryota; Viridiplantae; Streptophyta; Magnoliopsida; Santalales; Ximeniaceae. The record is from RefSeq and is a predicted model, not a curated record. Bases 1 to 909 code for a protein of 302 amino acids. The transcript has 2 exons.